Messenger RNA from Esox lucius (northern pike), 2753 nucleotides. RefSeq names its product transmembrane protein 98 (gene tmem98). Bases 484 to 1230 code for a protein of 248 amino acids. Gene Ontology annotation, cellular component: endoplasmic reticulum. NCBI's taxonomy places the organism in Eukaryota, Metazoa, Chordata, Actinopteri, Esociformes, Esocidae. The record is from RefSeq and is a predicted model, not a curated record. The transcript has 8 exons.
AUAACAGCAGCAUACACUGUAUGUAAACUAUUGGGUAGUCUUUAAAAACGUGUGUAAAUAAACUAAGUAUAUUUCAUAACCGGUAAUACAUUUCUUAUUCAGAGAAAAUUUUACAAAUUCUCGUGCGAGCGUACCCGUAUCCAUGCCCGGAACUGUUAACUUCAGUUAAAAUCCCUCUUACAUCUGGCAAAUUAGACGAACUUCCUUCACUUUAAUCCCUGCCUACUCCGUCAGGCGUUCACGUAUGGUUUUUGCGCGUGCCAGUUUUGGAGAGGUCGGUGCCAUCUCCACUCGCCUAGGGGGGAAAGGUACUUGUUUCUCAAAGCGGUAACUCAAGGAAAUUGACAAAAAUGCAUAGGACUUCUCCACAGAUGAGCCGGCCGUCAUAACCACCCAGCCCGGACAACCACGACGCCGUUCCGACCGAAACGCCUUUCUCCCGCCGCGCUGCACACCGCUGACACCCUGGGACCUGACGUCACCAUGGAGACGGUGGUGAUCGUGGCCAUCGGGGUGCUGGCCACCAUCUUCCUGGCCUCCUUCAUCGCCCUGGUGGUGGUGUGCCGACACCGUUACUGCCACCCGCACCACCUCCUGCAACACUUCCACUCCAAGCCCAAUGGACUGACCUGCUGGUUUGAAGCUAUCAGUCUGUGGAUCGAACAGAGCGACUUCACAGCACUAAGGCCUAACGUUGACCUGAUCGGUGCCAUGGAGACCCAGAGUGAACCAUCAGAGCUGGAGCUGGAUGACGUGGUCAUCACCAACCCCCACAUCGAGGCCAUCCUGGAGAACGACGACUGGAUCGAGGACGCCUCUGGUUUGGUUUCACAUUGUAUCUCCAUUUUAAAGAUCUGCCACACCUUGACUGAAAAGCUGGUUGCCAUGACAAUGGGCUCAGGUGCCAAGGUCAAAGCCCCGGCCAGCCUCAGUGACAUCAUCAGUGUGGCUAAACGUAUCAGUCCAAGGGUGGAUGACGUCGUGCGGUCCAUGUAUCCGCCGCUGGACCCCAUACUGCUGGACGCCAGGGCCACCGCCCUGCUCCUGUCCGUCAGUCACCUGGUGCUGGUGACCCGCAAUGCCUGUCACAUGUCUGGCAGCAUGGACUGGAUCGACCAAUCGCUACACGCCGCAGAGGAUCACAUGGUGGUGCUGCGAGAGGCGGCGUUGGCUUCUGAACCGGAACGGAAUGUACCUGGAAUGGACUUACAGAGAGAGCAGGCCAUCUAGGAUACACACACAUAAAGACAUGCAUACACACACACACACACACACACAGAACCACACAUACCCACAAACACACAGACAUAUCUAGACUCCAGCAAGCCUAGCGCAUACACUCCUUCACGUAGCACAUAAAGUGCUUUGUAACAGACACAUGAACAUGCACAGACACACAACGUGGGCACAUACACAAGGCUCAACACAUUCCCAAAGCCUUAUGCUGCAGAUUAACAUAUGGGUUGCCAGAUUCUAGAAACAGACCGCAGUUGGUUGUAGAAACAGAUGGGUUACCAGAUAAUGUGCACUUUUGCCCUUGUUCUUUUCACUUUUCCAAUGUUUCUGGUUUUGUAUAUACUGUAGCCAUAUUAAUGAUGCAUGUUACAAAUAUGAUUGAUAGAGACGUUAUGUUACACACUCAGAAUCAAGUUUUCUUGUAAGUGGAGAACUCCUUGAGGCAGGCACGUGUUGCCAUGGACAACGGACCCCUUGAUAUUCAUGGCUGUGUGUUCUCCUCCCGACGGAGGUUUGUGAUCUCCCCAUUGGGGGUGAACAGACACGGGAAAACCCUGGACACCCAACAGCCUGGGAAACACACGGGCCACUCCGAAACAAGGAGUCAGGAGAAGCGUCCACACCCGAAAGGCGUUGAGUGUUUUUGUGUUGAGGUGGACGAAUGGGUGAAUUGGCCGUGAGCAAGGGUAAACAUUUCCUAUCUGGUUGGGGGGGGGGUUAUUUGUUAGCAGGGCUAAGUGAGGUGCUGGUGGAUUAGCAUGCCUUGUGUGAUGUCAUCGGGAGCACAGCCUCUACAUGAAUGCUGUAGGUGUGACGGAAACCCGAGAUCGACAAUCAGGGCAUUACCCGGCAUCGCCACACCUCACAGAGCACCGGUAACUCUAGGCACGCAUUUAAACAGGGAUUCACGCCCAACAGCCUAGAGACAGCAGGCAGACUGUCCACACACGUGUUAGCAGAGAAGUCUGGUGGAUUUUUCCACUCUGACUAUCUGUUGUGCCAGCAAUGCCCUCUUCCUUCAUAUAUUCCCAUUUAAAUUGAGCUCUGAAACCAGGCCUGAAACAAGACUGGAGGUCUGUGCUGGAAUGGAAGCCAUCGAUUGAGAUGAAACAAAGACUUUGUUUUCCUGGUUUAUGUUGUUUAUUAGGAUUGAUUCUGUCUUUAUAUUCUGUAAGCACUCCUGGGUCUCUGUCCCCAAAUUGGUUGUUACGGAUGUCAACUCAUCUUUCGAUCCCUCCUCUUUUUUCAUAUGAAUCUUUAUGUUCUUCAUUGAUUUGUACAGGUAAAUUAAAGUUCCAUAGGAAAAUGUGUAAUGCUGCUCUUAUUUUUCAGUUGACAUUUCUGAGGGAGUCCUUAGUCAGUCAGAAAACCACACUCUAAUCUAAGCUCUAGGAAUAUAUGAUUGAUGAUUGAUUGGGCAUUGGGAAGGUUGACCUGACUGAAGUUAGCUAAAGGCAGUCCCAUCUCUCGACUGGCGAGAGAAGGAUUAAGGCCCAAAAGUACCUCAUUAAAUUAGA